GAGCUAAGCUAAACACAGCAGCCCUGAGUCGUGUCCUUUCCCUUUCUGUGAUCACCUGAAGAGAUCUUUCAACUCAAGCAUUUGCGAUUCAUCUUCUUCUUCUCUGUUCUUUGAUUCCAUAGGGAGGGGAGGAAAACAAGAAUGGCGUUUGCUAAAAUGUUUUUUCUUUUCAGCAAAUUUCAGCAGGGUGUUGGUGUUCUAGCAAAGAGUACCACUUUCGCCAAGAGUCCACGGCAACUUCAAUACGAAGCCGACAUUAACAAGCUUUUUAUGUUUACAAGUUACAAUCGUUUGGGACGAGAUGCUGAGGAGGCUGAUGCAGAAGAGAUCAUUGAGAUGGCUGGUAAAGCCACUUUAUCUGAGCAGCAGAAGCAAGUGCAAGAGAACAUUCACUACCAACUCGAAAACUUUUGUGCUUCCAUGGACGAGAUUCUUCUUCUUGAUAACGACAGAACAGAGGAACUAAAAGCUGAUAAUGUUCCAACUGCAGACAAGCCAUUGGUUCCUGAGACAAAGCCGCUUAAACUGGCCCAAGUCUCGAAGCUAUUAAAGGAUCGAAUUGGGUACACACUCGAGGUCAAACCAUCUUUAAUACCUCACAAAGACGCUGGUCAAGGUUGUUUCAUAGAAGGUGAAGCAGAUGUGGGAGCUCUCUUAGCCUUCUACCCCGGUGUGAUUUAUCCUCCCGGUUAUCCAAAUGUUGAUGCACAGAACUCAUAUCUGAUCACUAGGUAUGAUGGGGUGGUGAUAAAUGCUCAGCCUUGGGGUCGUGGAGGAGAAUCACGGCAAUUAUGGAACGGCUCUUUCACAACGCCUGAGGUUAGAACAGAUGCUAAUGUGGAAGAGGUUCUUGAAAUGAGAAACCCGUUGGCUUUUGGUCAUUUCUUGAAUCAUCCGGGUAAAGAUAUGGAUCCUAAUGUCAUGGUUUGCCCGUAUGACUUCCCUUUGUCAGAGAUGAGGAUGCGAACUUACAUUCCAAAUGUAGCUUUAGGUGAUGCUCCUGUACUGAAGACGCUUGUUCUAGUGGCUACAAGAGCGUUGUGCAAUGAAGAACUGAUGCUGAAUUACAGACUGAGUAACUCCGAGAGAAGACCAGAGUGGUAUACUCCGGUUGAUGAAGAGGAAGAUGGACGGAGAUGUAACUAAAGUCUUCAGUUUUUUUCUUUCUUUUGUUACUCUAGUUUCUUGGGAAUGUUUCAUAGUAGGAUGAAAAAGUUACAAUUGCAAGAAUAAUUUUAUCUAAAGACAAGAAUACAAUCGAUAAAACAUUGUUA
This is a messenger RNA of Brassica oleracea var. oleracea, 1274 nucleotides long. RefSeq lists its product as uncharacterized. The transcript has 4 exons. The record is from RefSeq and is a predicted model, not a curated record. Bases 142 to 1146 code for a protein of 334 amino acids. Lineage: Eukaryota; Viridiplantae; Streptophyta; Magnoliopsida; Brassicales; Brassicaceae.